AUGAGUAUGGCUGUAUCAUUACAGAAAAAGGAGGCAGGGAUGCACGGCUUGUCCGCUUCUGAACUACAAACAACGCUCGACACUUACAGAACGCUCACUAUCCACUGCUUGGUAGCUGGAGAUUACCUUCGUUCCAGCGCGCAUACGGUUGAGACGCUAUUAUUGCACUUUGCUGUAGACCAAGAGGCCGACGCUGAUGCAAAUAUUGGGAACUGGGUCCUCAUGGGUGUUAUCAUAAGGAUAGCCAUGCGGAUGGGUCUUCAUCGUGAGCCGUCUCACUGGCCAAAUAUCCGACCUUUGCAAGCUGAACUCCGGCGACGAGCCUGGAUAGCUUUGUACAGCAUCGACUUCUUCACCAGUACCCAAAUCGGACUUCCACGUAUCAUCAAAGAUUCUCAAUGCGACACUCGCCCGCCCUCAUAUCUUCUGGAUAGCGAUAUUGGUUUUGAGCACGAUACCCUACCGCCUGAAAGGCCACAUUCAGAGCCUUCCAUGUUGGCGUUUCAUAUCCACAGGCAUGGAGUUAUCAAAGUUGCUGCUGAGAUAUACGACACAACCGAAGCAGGGCCACCCUCACCAACUACUGUUGCGACCCUGCAGGCCAAGCUCGAGAAAGCCACGAAUUCCUUGCCGCACUGGCUCAGGCUAAAGCCUCUCCAAGAGUCGAUUGCGGACAGUCCAGCCACACUCCUCAAUCGAAUGAUGCUCGAUAUCAUCGCUCAGAAAGCCAUCUAUCUCCUCCAUCGGCACAGUUUCGUCAGAGGGUCUGCGGGGGAAGAGAGUGUCAGAUCCAGUGAGAUAUGCAUCAAGGCUGCCCUAUCCAUCCUGGAGCACCAGCGACGCAUGAACGAAGAAACUCAACCAGGAGGCCUCAUGUACAACAUGCGCUGGAGAGUUGCCGCACCACUUAGAUCCGAGUUCAUGCAAGCUACCAUGAUGCUAUGUUUUGCGUUGAGUAGAUACGAUGCAGGGCGAGAUUUGAAUAGGCGAAGUGAUAUCUUGCAGGCUUUGAUUAUAGCAAAGGAUAUCUGGGAGACGAGAUCCGACCAAUCUCUUGAAGCUCAAAGAGCUGUCAAGGCAAUAUCGGUCAUGCUUGAGCAAGAUCGGAAGAGUUCGAUGUUUGUUUCUUCACCAUCCACCACAUUCAAUCCAUCAUCUAUGCCAUCCGCGGAGAACCACUUUGGCGGUUUUGAUAACACGUUCGGUCAAACCAUGGCAUUGGAUCCGUCCUUCUUCUCGAUUGGUGAUGACAUGACAGCGUUGAGUAAGGUCAUGGAUGAGUUCAUGAAUGAUACAGCUGCAACAUCGCCUUUCGGAAACGCAAUCUGA
This is a messenger RNA of Fusarium musae, 1329 nucleotides long. RefSeq lists its product as uncharacterized. NCBI's taxonomy places the organism in Eukaryota, Fungi, Ascomycota, Sordariomycetes, Hypocreales, Nectriaceae. Gene Ontology annotation, molecular function: DNA binding; zinc ion binding. Gene Ontology annotation, biological process: DNA-templated transcription. The record is from RefSeq and is a predicted model, not a curated record. The transcript is spliced from 2 exons. The coding region runs from base 1 to 1329 and encodes 442 amino acids. Gene Ontology annotation, cellular component: nucleus.